This is a messenger RNA of Bradysia coprophila, 694 nucleotides long. RefSeq lists its product as uncharacterized. Lineage: Eukaryota; Metazoa; Arthropoda; Insecta; Diptera; Sciaridae. The record is from RefSeq and is a predicted model, not a curated record.
CUAGUUCAACGUUCUUUGAAUUCCAAUUAACUAUACCACAUUGAACGGUCAUCAUUCGCACAAAAAUUUACGGAGUCUUCGAUUGAGCAACGACUGUGAGUUGAUUUUGUGAAAUUAUUUCGACUAUCAAGACAAUUACAAAAUGAAGAGUUACAUUGUGGCUGCAAUAUUCCUGACUGUAAUAUCGAUAAUGAUCACAGUCUACUGCCAGACAGAUGAAGAUGAAGAAGGAAUGACCUAUUUCGAACUUGGCCGUAAAUACGAUGACGACUCUACUUCGUACACUCAAAUUGGUAAACGAACUGAUCUCAGUCAGUUGUUCAACAAUGAAAUUGAACUCCGUUAUGUGGCUCUCAAUACGCCAGUUACGUUUAUGAAAAUAAAAGUGAAUGCUAUUGUGAAAACAUUCCAAUUCGCCUAUUUAAACCAAUCAGCUUGUGUGAUACGACUCUACGGUUUGAGAUCGCCUGAUCGCUUUGUCACGGCAGUCGCAACCAUUCAUUCACCCGACGGUGCUGUAAAUGAAACUACCGGAAAAUUUGAAUUCAAUGUGGUAAAUAAGACAAUGCUUCUGGAAAAAGUAGUAGAGGGAAAACCGGGACCGCAAUAAAGUGAAUUAUGGCUGAAGAGCUACGCAUUUAAUCUUCACGCAAAUUUUAAAUAAAUUGUAACUAAAUGUACUUUUCUCAAUAAA